ACCACUGUGGUCACCGUUGUGUUUGCAUGUGUGUCUGUGUGUGUGAAGGCUGCAGGAGUUGGAUGGCUUUUUAUUGACAUGAUCAACAAGCACACAUGAGUGCCUGAGUUACUGAUUACAGGUGAUUUUAUAAUUUUUUUCUGUGAUAAGACUUGUGCUUUAAGCACAAAGUCCUGUCAAAGGUACAACAAGCUUUCAGCUGGGACCCUUCCUACUGUAGGAUCACUGUUGCCUCACAGAUCUUAUUAGUGCUGUUUUUCUGCUGUUUUUGCAUCUACACACAGCGGCAUCAUGAGUGUAGAGUCUAAAAAACCACGUGAGCCAGGUUGCUGCAAGCUCAAGCUCUUCCUGGUUUCUCUGGCAUUUGUGUAUUUUGCUAAAGCUUUCUGUGGAGCCUAUCUGAAGAGCUCUAUCACCCAGAUUGAGAGGCGCUUCGAUAUACCUAGCUCCCUGAUUGGGGUUAUAGAUGGAAGUUUUGAAAUGGGUAACCUUCUGGUAAUAGCCUUUGUUAGUUAUUUUGGUGCUAAGCUCCAUCGUCCCAGGCUGAUUGGUAUCGGCUGUUUGAUCAUGACCAUAGGAACCUUCCUAAUAGCCCUUCCACACUUUUUCCAGGGACCGUAUAAAUAUGAGACUAGCCUGUCUCACAACACUGAGGUCAACAACACUAAAUCCAUAAUGCCCUGUCAGUCCAACCACAGCAUGUUUGACAGUAAUGACAAACUCGAUGAAUUAACCAAAAAAGACUGUGAAAAGGCAGCUGGCUCAUCCAUGUGGAUCUACAUUUUUGUGGGAAACAUGUUGCGUGGAAUUGGAGAAACCCCAAUCAUGCCCCUGGGAGUGUCGUAUUUGGAUGAUUUCUCAAGAGAGGAAAACACUCCUUUCUAUUUGGCCUGCAUCCAUACAGUAGGAAUCUUAGGACCUAUGGUAGGGUUCAUGAUGGGAUCCUUCCUUGCCAAGAUCUACGUAGACAUUGGAUUUGUGGAUUUGGACAGCAUCACCAUCACCCAUAAGGACUCUCGCUGGGUGGGGGCCUGGUGGCUGGGCUUCAUAGUGACUGGCACGGUGAUUCUGCUGUCUAGUAUCCCCUUCUUUUUCCUGCCAAAGUCGCUGCCCAAACAGGGGCAAGAGAAGACCAAAAGUAAAAGCACAGAGCUUUCCACUGUGACAGAGCAGGAGAAUUUCUUGCCAGAGGAGACACAGGAACAUGAAGAGAAAUCAGUCACAUUGCAGCAGAUGGUUAAAGACUUUGUUCCAUCCCUGAAGCGACUCUUCAAGAACAGCAUCUUCUCAAUGAUGAUCCUCACCUACCUGGUGGUUGUCAAUGGGUUCAUUGGCAUGAUCACCUUCAAGCCAAAGUUCAUGGAGCAAAUAUUUGGCCAGUCAGCAUCCAAGGCCAUUUUCCUCAUAGGUAUUAUGAACCUUCCAGCAGUAGCUCUGGGCAUCAUCACAGGAGGUUUUGUGCUAAAACGUUUCAAGCUGGGGAUUGUUGGAGCAGCCAGGGUGUCCAUUGCUGCAUCUCUUGGGUCCUUUUGUGUGCUUGCCAUUCAGGUUUUCCUUCAUUGUGACAAUGCAGAGGUGGCUGGUCUCACUGUUUCAUAUCAAGGGGCUCAGCAAUUAUCCUACAACCAACAGACUUUGCUGUCUCAGUGCAACAAGGAUUGCUCUUGCUCAAUGAACCUCUGGGACCCUGUGUGUGCCUACAAUGGCAUAACGUAUGCCUCACCUUGCCUGGCUGGAUGUCAGACCUCCACCGGGACUGGAAAGUCAAUGGUGUUUCAUAACUGCACCUGUGUUGGAAUGACAGCAACUCCUGCCAUGAACAUGUCAACAGUGCUGGGCCAGUGCCCCAGGAAAAGUAACUGUGAUAGCAAAUUCAAAAUCUACAUGGCUUUGUCAGUGAUUGGGUCUUUCAUUUCUGCCUGCGGUGGGACACCAGGAUAUAUUGUGUUACUCAGGUCCAUACAGCCAGAUCUGAAGUCCUUGGCUUUGGGAAUGCAGACGCUGAUUGUAAGAACUCUGGGUGGCAUCCCUCCCCCGAUAUAUUUUGGAGCACUGAUUGACCGGACCUGUUUGAAGUGGGGCACCAAGGCGUGUGGAGGCCGUGGAGCGUGUAGACUCUAUGAUGCCAAUGCAUUUAGAAUGACAUUCCUGGGCCUGAUUACUGGACUCUACUUCCUAGCCAACACGUUGUGGGGGGGCCUCUACAUGAAAAUUGUCAAGAGACAGAAGAAGUUAGCGCUGAGGAAUCAGGCCAAAGAAAACGGACUGGAGGGUAAUGACAUGAGCAAUGGACAUGCCAAUAUUACCAUUGACAAAAACAAAGAGGACACAAACAAGGAGAGCACAAUUUAAAGCGUUAUAGGGAAACAACACCAUUGUGUAAUACAGGCAAAUGCCUGGAUACUGUGCUGCAUCCAAACUGGACCAAAUGUUUUAAUGGUACAGUGUCAGCACUGUUUGGUCUUAGAGCAGUAUACCUCUUUCUUUCUUUCUUUUUUCAUUUCAAUAUUUUAGUAAAAUCAGUAACAGUUGUCCACUUUAAAGGCCACAGAUCACAACAACAGCUUAAUUGUCGUUUAUUUUUAUUUUUUUUUUAGGAAAAUGAAGUGCACACAUCUAAACAGUCACACACUGUAAUGCAGCUGCUUUUUACACAGGUCAGGUGCCAGCAACACAUACCUGUUUCAGAUAAUAGCAGUAAUGUAUGUCACUUGUCACGCUAGUAAUUUUUGUGUUGUUUGCCAAAAAUCUGUACUGUAUAUGUACAAAAUACAGUUUUACACAGUUCUACAACUAAAUUAAGUCAGUUGUGGCCGAUGAUGUGAAUUUACAGUUUAGUACUAUGAAGUGUUGAGCUAGAAUUACAUAGAUUAU
This is a messenger RNA of Melanotaenia boesemani (Boeseman's rainbowfish), 2874 nucleotides long. RefSeq names its product solute carrier organic anion transporter family member 1C1-like. Gene Ontology annotation, cellular component: membrane. The transcript has 16 exons. Bases 292 to 2352 code for a protein of 686 amino acids. Gene Ontology annotation, molecular function: protein binding. Lineage: Eukaryota; Metazoa; Chordata; Actinopteri; Atheriniformes; Melanotaeniidae. Gene Ontology annotation, biological process: transmembrane transport; sodium-independent organic anion transport. The record is from RefSeq and is a predicted model, not a curated record.